AUGGCUUCCCAAAUUUCUAGUCAACAGAAAUCUCCCGAUAUUUUGGACCAGGAAUUCGAGCAGUUUGCCUCGGAAGUUGUUGAUUUCAGCUCACAGUAUGCUGGAGAGAUCGGUCUAAGUUAUUCAGCCAAAAAUUUGGCUGGUGCUAGUGAAAUAUAUCCAAAAUAUGGUGACUUUACACAGGCUUGUGUUUUGCGAACAUAUGGACCCUGGUGGAAGUUAGCACCUUCCUAUGCUGGUCAGAUACCAAGAGUUCCAUCCAAAUUCGUUAGCCAAGAUUACAUAGAUUUGUCUUUCGACACUCCAGUGAUACCGACCAAAAUUGAGAUCUAUGAAACUUACAACCCUGGAGCUGUUUCAAGAAUUGUCGCUUGCAUUUCUCCAGAACAGUCAGGAAAUGGUGAUAAAAAAUUGUGGAUGACACUGUGGUCCGGUCAGCCUAAACCUGUCCCAAGGAGGUCCAGGAUCUUCUCUCCGUCUUUAGCUCUGAUACCUUACCCUGUCAAGUUUCUGCGAUUAGAGUUCUGUUGUACACUGUGCGAUUACUAUACGGAACUGGAUGCUGUGAAACUCACAGGCAAAAGAUGCAGUGACGAGUACAUUAGCAAAAUUAUCAAGAUUCUUAAUAAAGAACGUGAUGUGCUGAGUCUUGAUGAGCACCAGGAGUCCAUGUCGGGUAUGAUGCAGUGGCUGUCUCUGGGCUCUGGUUCCAGUGAUCCGCCUGAAGGAUACUUUAGUUUACUUCCAGAAGAAGUUAUCCAGAAAAUCUUUAGCUUUCUCGAUCUCAGGACGUUGUGCAAAAUAGUCUCCACUUGCAAACUCUUCCAGAAACAUGCAUAUGACCCUUUGCAUUUCACUGUUGUUAAUGCUCAGCCUUAUUGGGCAACGAUGAGUGAUAAUGGUUUAGAUAGCCUUCACAGUCGAUGUAAGCUGCUGAGAAGACUCAGUCUUUCUUGGUGUGGAAAUUAUGGCCACAUCACUCAAGAUGGACUUAAUAGAUUCCUCCGUGUUUGUGGGAUGAUGGUGACAGAUCUACGAUUAGCCUGCUGUAAAUUUGUGGAUGACAAAGUCUUAAAAACGAUCGUGGAGUGCUGUCCAAAGCUGAGAGAGAUCGAUCUCCACAGCUGCCCGAUAUCGGAUUGGACGCCGCUUCUGUCUGUGAAUCUCACACGAUUGAAUCUCUACAGGUCACAAAUCGAUGGAGAUUCAUUAAAAAAAAUACUAAGCGUGAACCAUGACCUCGAGCAUUUGAACAUAGGGUGUUGUACGUUUAUUCAAAACUAUGACGAAAUCACUGCCACCUUGGCGAAACAUUGCAUUCAUCUUAAGUCAUUAGAUUGCUGGCGAGCCAAGACGUUGACUGAUGUCGGGAUGUUACAGCUCUCUCAGGGAUGUAAAGAGUUGCAGGAGUUGGACAUCGGAUGGUGUGGGAACAUUCGUUCAGGAUCUGGAUGUCUUGUCAAAUUAGCCAAAACCUCUGGAAGGAAUCUCAGGAAAUUAUAUCUCACUGCCAACCGAACCGUUGCUGAUCAAGAUCUCAAGGCUUUAGCUGAUAAUUGCCCUAAUCUAGAACAACUGGACAUUCUAGGCACGGGAGAGGUUAAAGCAGCAUUGGUUGAAAGGGUUUUGGAGAACUGCACCCAGUUGAAAUUUUUCGACGUGUCCUUUUGUGCCGCCGUAGAUUUCGCGAUGCUUCAAGGUCUUCGGGACCAGUUUCCGAAUGUUGACAUCAAGAAGAGCUUCCAAUAGACAACAACUGCAACCCGCCAUGACGAAAGUUACAUGUCGCUCCGAGCUUGACAGGUUGAGACAUACUGGUUGUUCAUUUCACUGUUGUCUGCCUUUUGUGACAUCUGAGUACAGUAGAACCUCUCCAUUAAGGACACUCUCGGGACUGUCAAAUGCUGUCCUUAAUAGAGAUGUGUCCCGAUUAGAGAGGUCAAAUUGAAUGGAUAGUACCAAUUUGGGACCAAAACUAGUGUCCUUAAUAGAGAGGUUGUCCCUAAUGGAGAGGUGUCGCAAAGGGAGGUUCCACUGUACAACAAUUUCCUCUAUUAUGUCCUGGUGUCAUUUCAGGCUCAUCUUCUGUGCGACAUGCGACUCAUUUUGUCGUGGUGGGUCACAAGUGGUAAAUUCUUGCAAUGCAGCGUUGUUUUCUAUGUGAAAUACAAUGCGUCUUACUAUUGUGGCAACAUACGUGUAGUUUUGAGGAGUAUUAGAAUAGAAAUUGAUGCUAUCCGUCAGUAUUGGUUCAUUCAACAAUGCCCAAGUAGAGCUGUCUUUUUGUCAAAAACGUCACCGAGGCACCUCAGUGUGGUUUACAUGCUCAUUGGGUGCAGCAAGACGACUAAUACCAACAGUUUGGUAUCGAUUUUUAAAUGAUGCGGGUUUGGCUGUCAUACAGGUCUAGAUGUCAUUAUUGUCCAGUUUUCGAGUCAUGUUUCCUAGUUUUUUUAGUGCCCAUUCAUGUUCUGUACAUUGUACCCAUGUAUUUCAGCUUUUGUUUUGAUUUAAUGCAUGAAUUGAAACAUGUUACUCGUAAAACUAUGAAUACUCGUUACUGCACACCACCAAGUUUUCGAGAAUUCAGUAAAUAAUAUUUUAUUCAUGAAAAACAAAAACAUUUUGAUUCGAAAAACAAAAAGAAUUUUUGUGGUAUGCCAAAAAAUAGAUGGUAAAAAUUAUAGCGAAAAAUGAGCAGGCAUUGAAAUUAGGCAUUUUACAGUCAACGUUGCCUCCCAGAAUCAUUUGAUUUCAGAGUGUCACAGUUCACAGUUCACGUCUUUUGCUUUUAAUACCAACAAGUAUUAUGAAUAGUAAGUGAUGGAUGACAAAGUGAUAUAUGCCAUGUUGUGUCAUCCAGAUUGCAUUUUUUUGUUCAAAAGAUUUUGAAUAGGCAUUCUAGAAUCGGCAGUUAUCAUUACUUCCAAGGGAAAAUCCAUUAGUUUUAUUCCUACACUGGUCCUACGUAAACUGCCGAACUGUUUUGCAGGGGUGUUCUGGUGUUAUCUCUCACUGAUUGCGUCCCUUAUCUACCUAUGCAAAUUCCUGGGCAAAGGCGUUGACGAGUCUGGGUCAUAUUUAUAAUGUAGCCAGUCAGCUCAAUUGUCAGUGUUCUCCAAACCAUUUAAAAAAAGGGGUGCCCUGUCCCCUUACCCCAAGGGGUCCAAUUUCCGCACCCCCUUAAAAAACUUACCUCUGAAUUCGUUGUAUCUACCUUAAAAUGCUACAAAAUGACCCCAAAUGCAUUUUAAAUGCUUCGGAAGUCCUUGAAAUCUUCAAAAUCGUUAGAUUACCCCCCUCUUAAAGGCCUACGCCCUUCUAUAAAAGUUUUGAAUUUGCAAUUGAAUUAAAAAUUUCAAUUGCGGAAAUAUGUACUAAAUAUAAAUUUCAACAUUGACGUUGUGUAGACUGAUAUACAAA
Messenger RNA from Lineus longissimus, 3423 nucleotides. RefSeq names its product F-box/LRR-repeat protein 4-like. Gene Ontology annotation, biological process: SCF-dependent proteasomal ubiquitin-dependent protein catabolic process. Bases 1 to 1749 code for a protein of 582 amino acids. Gene Ontology annotation, cellular component: SCF ubiquitin ligase complex; cytoplasm. NCBI's taxonomy places the organism in Eukaryota, Metazoa, Nemertea, Pilidiophora, Heteronemertea, Lineidae. The transcript is spliced from 15 exons. The record is from RefSeq and is a predicted model, not a curated record. Gene Ontology annotation, molecular function: protein binding.